AUGGACCAGCGCAUGGAACUGAGGAGGCAGAGGCGUGAGCAGGUGCAUCUAGAGCCAGAGAAGGGCUUCAGCACAACAGAUGAUGAUGAGGAGGCGGCUCAACAGCGGAGGAGAAAGGCUUGUGAAGAGAGGAUGAAAAAGACAGAGAUGGAGGAGUCCAGCAGCAGCACCGUGACAAUAGAGGUCAACAACACUCACAGUGGGACAGAGACAGAGUCCUCCUCCUCCAGUGUGGAGGUGAGCUCCUCAGGAGGAGGUGAAGGAGGUGAGGAGGAUGCAGUACUCCUGGACCGCCUGGCCAAGCGGGAGGAGCGCAGACAGAAGAGGUUGAAGGAAGCACUGGAUAGACAGAAGAAGUUCGACCCUACCAUCACCGACAGCAAUGAGAGGACACCUCCUCUAGUGGGUGCCACCGAGACACAGACGAGGAGAAGGAGGAGAAACCAGCCCAGGAGGAGAAAGCUGAGGAGGUGGAGGAUGGAGAUAGAAAAGAAAGCCGUUGAAGAUAUAUCUAAGAAAGAAGAGGAAGAAAAACAGAAGAAAGAGAUGGAAGAAAAAGAGGCUACAGAAAAAGCUGCAAAACUCAAGAAAGAAGAAGAAGAGAAAGCUAAAACAUCUAAGCAAGCAGAGGAAAAGCAGAAAGCAGAGGAGAAGUUGAAAAAGCGGGAGGCUGAGAAAGUGGAGGUGGAGAUACCGAAGCUAAGAUCAGUCAAGAAAGACGAGAAGGAGUCCACCCCCUCCAAGCAGAAGAACGGAGGUGUGUCUCGCUCCACCGAGGCGGAGGACCAGGAGCGUCUGGAGGAGGAGAGGAAGCUGGAGGAGCUGAAGCAUCGUCGUGACGAGGCAGACAGCGAGGAGUUUGAGAAGAUGAAGCAGAAACAGCAGGAGGCUGAGGCUGAGCUGGAGGAACUGAAGAAGAAGAGGCAGGGGAGGAAGAAGAUCAUAGAGGAGGAGGAGAAGCAGAGGAAGGCAGAGCUGGCAGAGAAAAAGGCCAUAGAGCAGAGAUUAGAGCAAAGAAGAAAAGAGGCUGCAGAGAAGAAGAAACAGAUAGAGGAAUCAGCCGACGAAGACAAGAAACCCUUCACAUUGGGCGUAACGCCCAGGGGCAAGAUUGGGGAGAGGGCAGAAUUCUUAAACCAGAGAGCACAGAAAGGCUGUAAGACAUCACACACGCCUAUUGUCUCCAAGAUAGGCGACAGACUGGAACAUUACACUGCUGCAGUUCAGGAUGCUGCUGAUAUUAAAGUAGGCGUGGCCGGACAGACUAAAGGCUGGGGAAAGAGCCCAGCAGACACGGGCAAGGCAGCUGACAAGGCUGAAGACCUGAAGCCUGUUGACGUCGGCAACAAGCGCAGCCUAUGGGAAACAAAGGGCUCCUCCCCUUCUAAGGUAACAGUUGGAGGCAAGAGCAAAUCUGUCACAAAUGCAGGUGUUGGAUGCUAACAACACAGAGGAAAAACCCUGAGGAAGAAGCCCCAACUGAUGAAAUGCAAGACUCUACUAUGUGUAUUCAUAACCCAAAAUAUAUCCAUUACAACCACACAGGGGUCACAGGGGUCACAGGGGUCACAGGGGUCACGUUAUGCUUUAGGAAAGGGGGAGGGAGGGAGUACAGGUUAUUGAUUUUGGGUGGUAUUCAGAGUUGAGAUCCUCACGUUUAACUCUUACUUUUGUGUAAAUCAUUCAUUGAUGUCAAUGGGAGACAUGCGCCAACAUUUGAAUACCAUCCCAAAAUACAUAUUAGCACUGUAUUUAAAGCCCUGUAUUUUAUGAGGUAUUUUAGAUUUUGAAUGAAACAGCCUUUGCACAAUCCCUCGUACGUCCUAAUAGAAUCAAUGCUGUGAAAAUAUCAUUUGAUCAACCACAUUUGUAGGAAAUAAUUUAUGUUAGUAAUUAAAUAUAUUUUAACCCCACCCCUUUGGGCUUGACUUAAUUUAUUUGAUAAACAAAAUAAUUCAAAGAAUUUAUAUGAAACUUUCAAAAUAAUUGUAAAAGUUGUUUAAAUGUCAUCCAAAAUGUAAUGUAUUCUAUAGAGAUACAGUAAGAAUUUAAAUAGCCAUAGUGAACUGAAAGCUUCCAGUUGCAUAAGGUUGACAUUAGCGGGCAGUCUGAUCAUAAAUAUGUACUACCUACACCAGAGGAGGCUGGUAGGAGGAGCUU
Molecule: messenger RNA, 2160 nt
Organism: Coregonus clupeaformis (lake whitefish)
Lineage: Eukaryota; Metazoa; Chordata; Actinopteri; Salmoniformes; Salmonidae
Product: non-muscle caldesmon-like
Exons: 15
Coding region: 1-1443 (480 amino acids)
Biological process (GO): angiogenesis; actin filament bundle assembly
Cellular component (GO): actin cytoskeleton
Molecular function (GO): actin binding; myosin binding
Source: RefSeq, a predicted model, not a curated record